Messenger RNA from Melitaea cinxia (Glanville fritillary), 2575 nucleotides. RefSeq lists its product as uncharacterized. The record is from RefSeq and is a predicted model, not a curated record. NCBI's taxonomy places the organism in Eukaryota, Metazoa, Arthropoda, Insecta, Lepidoptera, Nymphalidae. The coding region runs from base 33 to 2339 and encodes 768 amino acids. The transcript is spliced from 8 exons. Gene Ontology annotation, biological process: triglyceride biosynthetic process. Gene Ontology annotation, cellular component: plasma membrane. Gene Ontology annotation, molecular function: diacylglycerol O-acyltransferase activity; long-chain-alcohol O-fatty-acyltransferase activity.
AUUAUACCCGAUUGUCAUUUUUUUUUUCAAAAAUGCUUGACAUACUUUUAAUCUUUUGCAGUGAAUGUGAACUUAAAGUGAUAAUGGCCAGUCAGCAGCGCGGUCUGCGCUGGCGACUCAGAGAAGAAAUCUACACUUCCUGCGCUUUCUGUAUAGCAGUCUCUGCGUUACCCGCUCUGGCCUUAUCUUACAUUGUGGUUCGAAUAAGCAAUCACUUCUGGCUGAAAUUAUUAUCUAACAGAAAUCCUAGUUUGGAGUUCAUCAGGACAAACACGGUGCGAACACUUCUUGAUACGCAAAGAAACCAGGGAAUUAUUAAUGUACUGCUAUGCAUAAAAGGUGUGCUAAAUGUAGAUGAGGUAAAAGAAAAACUUAUACAGCAUGUAUUCGACCGUAGAGAUGCGUAUGGAGAAGUGAUGUUCCCCAGACUACGACAUGUACUGGUGUCGAGCUGGGGAAACUAUGCUUGGGAUGCCAAUACGCCAUUUCAACUAGAAAAUCAUUUCAUAGUAUCCAACGGUGUUUACCGUGGACGUCCAGUGUCUGAUAAUAAUAUUCAAGAUUAUGUCAGCGAAAUAAUAUCGAAAUAUUUUCUAAAUGACCAACCGCCCUGGCAGUAUUAUAUCAUUCCUUGCGUCUCUCUUGAACCAAAGUACUAUAUUUUAGUUCGAGUACACCAUCUAUUGCUGACUGGAAAAAAAUCCCUUAACAUAGGCGAUUUGUUACUAGUAAAACAGUUGCCCGCCGCUAGUCGAGUGAUCGAACAGGGAGAGUAUCAUCAACGCAGUCCGCUAUCACAGCUGUCCCCAGCGCCAUCGGCUAUACCCGAACUUUGGGAGAAAAUUAACGAAAAUUUAUCGAACAUUUGGAAUGAAUUCAUAAGUGAAUAUGACCCAACCGAAAGCCCGGAAUCGUUAAAACAUUUACCUGGUGUUUUUCACGUAGCAGGAAUAUUAUUAAUGUCCGCUACAAGCGCUUUAAGAGGAAUAACAAAAAAACGAUAUAUUGAUAGGGAUCACCACCUCACAUCGAUUACAGCACUUUUGUCUGCUCUGCACCAAGAAUGUAAAAAAAGAAACUUGACAGUCCCUAAGGUAUUGAUUUCGCCGUUAGUGACAAUAGAUCCACGAAAAUGGCCAAAACGUAUAUUCAAAGCCACAUAUACUACAACCAAAAUUAUUUUGAAACUACCGGCGUUCAUUCGGGAUGAAGUUAUAGCAAUAAAUGAAAUGCGCACUACAGGUCGAGUGAAGAAAGCAAAUACGUACACAUGGAAAUAUGGGAAAAUUGGCCAACUUUGUAUAAAAGCCACAGGUGAAGCUUGGAGGGCAAUAUCAGAGUUAUAUAAAGCUCCUGCUUACUUCUGGACUGAUACAAUUCUAUCAGAUAAUGGGAAACGACACAUAUUACAAACUGUUUCUUUGUGUGGAAGAAAGGUAACUUCGUGGUCACGGCCCGUACCUCGAGCCAGUGUUGAACGUGCAGCGCGGGCGUUGGGCGUUUCCUCCACAGAUAUUGCACUUUUUGCCGUAACAGAAACUUUACGUUCCUACUUUGAACAAACUCAGACGGAAAUUCCGGACUCGAUUCUCAUCACCGCUCGAGCUGCGUCUGAAGACUUUCUUUACACUUUUGCCGAAGGAGAUGGCAAGAAUUAUAAAAAGUCACAAACUGGAGGAAUGGUCUGCUUGUCACUGCCGGUCGGUGCCACUCCUCGGGGCAUAGCUGCUGUAGUUCAAAAAGCCUGCAAACGUCAGGGAACACUGGCCGCAGCGUGGGCCGCUCAGGCUCGUUGGGGUGCUCUCACCAGGUCUGUGCCUUCCCCUUUGGCAAGGCUCACUAUGAAUGUCCUUUCACGCAAAUACGCGGUAUCUUACGCAGAAAUCAACUCUCCAAUAGACACUAUGCAGAGGACCACGUUGUGGGGAAAAACUGUGGAUUAUGUCGUAUAUUGGCGACCGCCACAAGCUAAUAUAAGCAUGUCGCUUACAGUAAUUCAGUAUGCAGAUACUAUUCGUCUCACUGUGAUGGCAGACGCGCGUCUUUCACCUUCUCAUUCUAUUCCCGCAGCGCGUUGGCCAGUAAUCGUUGAUAAACUCGUCAGUAAAAUAGACCAGGAAAUCGCCAGGAUAACCGCCCAAGUUCAGUCACCCCUCGAAUAUAUAUCACCCAAAAAAUCUAGUAAGGAGAACUUAGAGUCUAGCUAUGAAGGCAAAUCACGCCGUGUAGAAGAAUCUAGCCACGUAGGUGAAUCCGGCUAUACAGGCGAAUCUAGCACCACGGGGGAAUCCAGCCAAGAAGAAAAAUCUAGCAAAGUUGAAGCAGCCCCCACUAACUAGAAAAUGCAAUGGAAGAAUGAAGAAAAUGGAAUAGAAUGAGCAAUUCAUAUUCUUUGUUUGAUACUCAGAAAUAGUGAUAGUUAUAAAGCCUUUCAGAGGUUUUCAUAUAUAUAGGAAAGUGUUUGUUAAUCAAAUAUUUUCCAUAUUCUUAUACGCUUAUAAUAAGACUUAUAAUUUAAUUAGUUUAGGGUCUUCGUGUGUGAUAAUUAUUAAUAUUAGACAUUUAAAAAUAAUAA